AUGGAAAAAUAUAGUAAAUUCGAUUUUGAUGGAAAUGAAAAAUUUUAGUAACAUCUAAAGAAUUUAUAUCCCUUACCACCGAAUUUAGAUAAAAUUAAACGUAAAUGGUUUAAAAACAAUAUCGAUCCAUAAUUUGAUAUCAACACAGAAUAUUAAAAUCCUAAUUCAAACAAUCAAUCAUAACAAUAAUAAAAUUAAAAAUAACAAUCUUAAGAUCAUUAAUAAUAGUCAUAGUAAUCUUAGUAAUAAUAAUUCUAGAAUUAAAAUCAUUAAUAAGUUCCUUCCAUUCCUAUUUUCACUGUAAUUGAAGGAAUGCUAAAAGUAUUAUAUUUUCCUGCUUUAUUAUUCUUGUUUACAUCUUAAUUGAACAAAUAUUUGAAUUUUGGAAGUGUAUUUAUUUGUCUACUUGCUAUUUAUCGUUUAUAAGGGUUACCAAAGAAAAACUAUUUUUAAGAAUACUUUUUAAGAAUUAUUUAACUUGAAUUCACAACAAAUAUAUUCUUUAUUGUGUCAUUAUUUACUAUUGAUAGUUUUUCAUUUUAAUUACCUAUCGCUUUACAUUUUCUAGUAGGAGCAGCAGAAUUUUGGAUUUAGAUUAAUUAAUAAUAAGGAAUUACUUUGAAAGUAGCCAAAUAUAUUUAAGCUAAUAGAAAUGAAAUAAUCCUUACUAAAUAGAAAAUAGAGAUAUAUUUAUUUUUAUACUCAGUUUUUGGAAUAUUCUUAAAAAAAACAUCAAUUCUAUAAGCUGUAAUAAUUUUCUAAAAUUUAUUACUCAAAACUAAAUUUAAUAAAAAUAUGAGAAAUGCAUAAGGAUAUAUAAGAGUAUGGUAUGCUGAUAAGUUAAGUGAAAAUAAAAAAUUACCUGAAGGCUUACGGAAAAUUUUUAGUAUUAUUUGGAGAGGAUAUGAGAAAUUAUUAACCCUUUUUUGA
Messenger RNA from Paramecium sonneborni, 930 nucleotides. NCBI's taxonomy places the organism in Eukaryota, Ciliophora, Oligohymenophorea, Peniculida, Parameciidae. The record is from the annotation of a GenBank genome assembly.